UAACACAUUGCAUCAUAGUUUCACUGGCAAAGGCCAAAAAAUGAAUCUUCAGUGUGUUUCUCUUGCUGCAACGGUAUCUUUGGUUCCCUUCACUCCCAAAGCUUCGGUUUGCUCCAUCAAUGAAGCCACCCUCAAGUCUCGUACGAUUCCAAAACGAGUCAACUCGGACGCACCAAUCAAACUCAGCGCCGAGUUUCUCUACCCUGACUCGCCGGAACCCACGACCAAACCGUGCUUCUGUGGGAGAAGGCACUUCAUUGAAGCUGCAACUCUGGGAACUACCCUGUUUCCAAUUCAACCCUCUAAAGCCACCGACCCACGUUCUGACUACACGGCUUUGCUUAACAAGUUUCACCCACCAAGACCUGAUUGGUACGAGGAGUUCUAUGCUUGGGUCAUGAAUUCAACUACUAAGUCUUAUGAAGCUGAGGUUGCGCCGUACAAGUCUCAAAUCUUCAGUAACUUGAAAGUAAAUGGUCUAAGAAUCUUAGAGAUUGGAAUUGGAACUGGUCCUAACCUCAGUUAUUAUGCUGGUGGUUCUGAGGUAGGGGUUGUUGGCAUUGAUCCGAAUCCGAAGAUGGAAAAUUAUGCUCGGUCCUCGGCUGCAUCGGCUGGAUUGCCACCUUCACAUUUUGAGUUUGUACAGGCGGUCGGGGAGGCUAUACCAUUAAGUGAUGCUUCUGUUGAUGCAGUUGUUGGAACACUUGUAUUGUGUUCUGUUAAAGAUGUUGAUAUGACACUGAAAGAAGUGAAGAGGGUGCUGCGACCCGGUGGAGUUUAUGUGUUUGUGGAACAUGUGGCUGCAAAAGAUGGAACUUUUCUCAAAUUUGUACAGAGAGUUCUUGAUCCUUUACAACAGACACUUGCAGAUGGGUGUCACCUUUGUAGGGAAACAGGAAACAGUAUAUCCAGAGCGGGAUUUUCAAGUGUUGAGCUAAACUUGGCAUUCUUAUCUAGUGCUACCUUUAUAAACCCCCAUGCAUAUGGAAUAGCUUACAAAUAGCAUCAAAAGCGUCUUUGAUCCACUUAGCCUCCCAGUUAGGUUGCUUGGAAAAGAUUUUUGCCAUUUUCAGGUACUUCACUAGAUAGAGCCCAGGUUUCAAUACAAAUCAGCAUGUACAUGUAUGUCCUCACCAAAUCAGCAUCAAGUUCAACAUGCACUGAUACUUGCAUUACCAAAUGAUUGAGUUGUACAUGUUAUGCAUGCUUUGAACUUAGUUUAUGGUGGUAUAUCAUCAUAAAAACCAUGUAAAUGGCCCCUCUUUCUAUUCUUGAAGCCUCUACUGCCAGUUAACUUCUUAUUGAGGGCAUGCCUGUAAAUCAUCAAGCAUAUAAUUGAAAUUAAAAAGAAAAAGAAAAAUGAGUAAGUAUGGUAACUUUCUUGUAUAAUCUCUAACUUGAUUUGAAUGUCACUAAACGAGAGAACUUGUGUACUACUCAAAUACGUUUUAUUUUUGCACCUAGGAU
Abrus precatorius (Indian licorice) is the source of this 1467-nucleotide messenger RNA. RefSeq names its product methyltransferase-like protein 7A. The transcript is spliced from 6 exons. NCBI's taxonomy places the organism in Eukaryota, Viridiplantae, Streptophyta, Magnoliopsida, Fabales, Fabaceae. The record is from RefSeq and is a predicted model, not a curated record. Gene Ontology annotation, molecular function: S-adenosylmethionine-dependent methyltransferase activity. The coding region runs from base 41 to 1003 and encodes 320 amino acids.